This is a messenger RNA of Thamnophis sirtalis, 2565 nucleotides long. The record is from RefSeq and is a predicted model, not a curated record. NCBI's taxonomy places the organism in Eukaryota, Metazoa, Chordata, Lepidosauria, Squamata, Natricidae.
UUCCCUCCCUCUGCGGGAUGAUUCUCUGGGGGUAUGGGCUGCCCUGUCGCCGUCUCCUCCUCCUCCUCCUCAAAAUCUAUUUAAUUUGUGUUUUAAACAAUCGCCUUGGUGCCCACCGCCUCUUGGAUGGAGUGCUUGUCUAAGUGAGGGAAGGCUCGAGGAUUCUAACAGCCUGGUCUGGAAUGUCUGCUCUUGUUCAGAGAGAAGACUCUGAGGAUCCCCUGCUGACUUGAGAAAGAAAAGAGAGAGAGAGGCACACAGAUUGCUGAGGAACUUAAAAAGGAGAGGGGGAAAAAAAGCGAGCUCUACCAGAAGGAACUCCCGGGAACCAUGAGCAGCGCAGCACUGCUGACUCACCUCCCAGACCCCAGCAGCAGCUUCAGGGAAGAUGCCCCACGCCCCCCUGUACCAGGGGAAGAAGGAGAGACACCAUGCCAUCUGGCUGCCAGUUUCUUUGCCCUAAAAAACCAAAGCUUCAAGGCCAUGUCUGUUUCUUCCACGCCCAGGAGGAAUGAGGAUGGUCUUGGGGAGCCAGAAGGCAGCGCAUCUCCCGAUUCCCCUCUAGCCCGAUGGACCAAAUCCUUGCAUUCUUUACUAGGCGAUCAAGAUGGUGCUUACCUCUUUCGGACCUUCCUGGAAAGGGAGAAGUGUGUGGAUACUUUAGACUUUUGGUUUGCCUGCAAUGGCUUCAGGCAGAUGGACCUUAAGGAUGCCAAAACUUUAAGAGUCGCCAAAGCUAUCUACAAAAGGUACAUUGAGAACAACGGCAUUGUCUCCAAGCAACUCAAGCCUGCCACCAAGACCUACAUACGGGAUAAUAUCAAGAAGCAGCAGAUCGAUUCUGUGAUGUUUGAUCAGGCACAGACUGAGAUCCAGACUGUGAUGGAGGAAAAUGCUUACCAGAUGUUUUUGACUUCUGAUAUAUACCUCGAAUAUGUAAGGAGUGGGGGAGAAAACCCUGCUUACAUGAACAGCAAUGGACUGGGCAGCUUGAAAGUGGAUUGUGGCUAUCUCCCCACCUUGAAUGAAGAAGAGGAAUGGAGCUGUGCUGACCUUAAAAACAAACUUUUGCCCUCCAUACUUGGACUGUCCAGUAAGACCUUGAGGGCUACAGCCAGUGUCCGAGCUACAGAAACUGUGGAAAAUGGGUUCAGGUCCUUCAAGAGAAAUGAUCCAGUUAACCCGUAUCAUGUGAAUUCUGGGUAUGUCUUUGCUCCUGCCACUAGUGCAAACGACAGCGAAAUUUCUAGCGACGCUCUGACUGACGAUUCCAUGUCAAUGACCGAUAGCAGUGUUGAUGGGAUCCCUCCUUACAGAAUCGGGAACAAGAAGCAGCUCCAGAGGGAAAUGCAUCGUAGUGUCAAGGCCAACGGGCAAGUUUCUCUACCUCACUUUCCGAGAACCCACCGGCUCCCCAAGGAAAUGACCCCCGUGGAACCCGCCACCUUCGCGGCCGAGCUCAUCUCUCGGUUGGAAAAGCUCAAGCGAGAACAAGAGACCAUGGAUUGCUUGGAAGAGAGGCUGCAGCAAAUCACAGAGGAUGACGAAAAGGAGAUCUCUGACACGCCUGUCGCUGCCCAGGGCAACCGAGAGCUUGUAGCCGUGCAACAUCAGCAGCACCCACUCACGCUCCUUCCCACCGGCAGCUAUGAAGAUGAUCCUCAGGCCAUUCUGGACGACCACCUGUCCCGUGUGCUUAAGACCCCCGGGUGUCAGUCUCCUGGCAUGGGGAGGCAUAGCCCUCGUGCUCGUUCCCCCGACCGACUCCCGGGGGGCAAGUUCCUGAUAGCCACUCCAGGCAAGAAUGCCGUGCCCGCGGCUUGUGCUCUUCUCAGCAAAGGAUUUGUCACCAAGCAGACCACCAAGCAUGUUCACCAUCACUACAUCCACCACCACACCAUUCCCAAAACAAAAGAGCAGAUAGAAGCUGAGGCAGCCCAGCGGGUCCAAUGCUUGUGUGCUGGGGGCACUGAUUAUUAUUGCUAUCCAAAAUGUAGAGGACACGCGAAAGGGGCGGACCUUCCUGUCGCUCAGCUGGAGCCAUUUAGCAGAACUGGGACCCUUCCCAAAAGGAACUGUAAGCUCCAGGAUGGCCUCGUCCUGCCAGGUGGAGAAGGAGGUGGCCCCCCUGCCCCACCAGGCAUACCGCUACCCAGUGGGGAAGCCGAUCGCUCCCAGAACGUCUGGCAGUGGAUGUUGGAGAGUGAAAGACAAUCUAAGCACAAGCCCCAUAGCACGCAAAGCACGAAGAAGGCCUACAAUGCUGACUCCACCAGAGGUGCAUCUGGGGAGCGUCCGGCCCGUCACCACCAGUGGGGCAACAGCAGCCACCCACGGGCUGUGCAACCUGCCCACCCCUUUGUCCAGGAUCCCGCCAUGCCUCCACUGACUCCACCCAACACAUUGUCCCAGCUGGAGGAAGCUUGCCGCAGGCUAGCCGAGGUGUCCAAGCCACAGAAACAACGAUGUUCAACUUCAAAUCAGCUUAGAGAUCGAAACCACUUGGCUUCAGUACCGGGAGGGAAUGGCCCUUUCAACACGACAAACACGACAUCAGAAGAGUGA